Plutella xylostella (diamondback moth) is the source of this 3197-nucleotide messenger RNA. RefSeq names its product ubiquitin specific protease 5 (gene Usp5). The record is from RefSeq and is a predicted model, not a curated record. Gene Ontology annotation, molecular function: cysteine-type deubiquitinase activity; protein binding; zinc ion binding. Gene Ontology annotation, biological process: protein deubiquitination. NCBI's taxonomy places the organism in Eukaryota, Metazoa, Arthropoda, Insecta, Lepidoptera, Plutellidae.
UUCCCAUCACUACUUAUUAUUUUUGGAGACGCCGGGGUUAAUAUUUUUAAAUUUUCGGAAAAUUUAUUCGUGUAUUGAUAGAACGCUGCACGAUGGCAUCUUUAGAAUUAUUAACUCCACAUUUAUCUAAAAUUAAUAACCCGAGACCGCAACAGCUCGUUUACAAGGACGAAUGUGUAUAUUCCUUCGAUAAUCCGGAGAGUGAGACUGGGCUAUAUGUAUCGCUCGUGUCAUUCCUCGGCUUCGGUCGCAAUUAUGUGGAGCAGUACUUCCAGAAGACGGGAAAUGCCGUCUUUCUGCACAUCAAAACAGAUAAAGAACUGGCCCCGGAGCCCGAGCAGACGGGAGACGGCCCAGAGAAGAAGAUCACCCGCCUGGCCAUAGGAGUGGAAGGAGGCUUCGACCCUGACGCUGGGAGGAACAAGUACAUCUACACAGAGCAUCACAGUGUUGUGGUGCUGCCAGGGUUCCAUACGUAUGCGUGGCCCAAUGACGCGCUGCCUGAUGUGGUGAAGAAGUCGGUGCAGGCGGUGAUCGAGGCGGAGUCCCCGUUCAAGCUGGCGGAGAUGGCGGCGCUGGCGGGCACGUGGGACGGCGAGCAGCGGGAGGUCUCCGCACACGCGCUAGAUCUGAAACAACUGGACAACGGCGUGAAGGUCCCUCCCUCGGGCUGGCAGUGCGCCAAGUGCGAGCUCACCACCAACCUGUGGCUCAACCUGACGGACGGCUCCAUACUCUGUGGAAGGAAGUUCUUCGACGGCUCGGGGGGAAACGAUCAUGCGGUGGAACACUACAAGCAGACCGGCUACCCUCUAGCGGUGAAGCUGGGCACUAUAACGGCGGACGGCUCGGGCGACGUAUUCUCGUACCCUGAAGACGACAUGGUGCAAGACCCGCUUCUGCGCGCGCACCUUCUCCACUUCGGCAUCCGAGUGCAGCAGCUCGAGAAGACUGAAAAAUCCAUGGUGGAACUCGAACUGGAGCUAAACCAGCGCAACCUCGAGUGGUCCGCCUUACAGGAGUCGGGCAGCGCCCUGGUGCCGCUCAGCGGGCCGCGGCUGACCGGCAUGCGCAACCUCGGCAACUCGUGCUACAUCAACAGCGUCAUGCAGGUGAUGUUCCGCAUCCCGGACUUCAUCCGGCGGUUCGUGGACGGCGCGCCGGACAUCUUCGGCACGUUCCCCGACGACCCCGUCAACGACUUCAACGUGCAGACUGCGAAGCUAGGCGUGGGCCUCGCCUCAGGGCGCUACGCCGAGGGCGUGGCCCCGCACAUGUUCCGGCAGCUGGUGGGCCGCGCGCACCCCGAGUUCGUCUCCAAGCGCCAGCAGGACGCGCACGAGUUCUAUGCGCACUUCCUUACGCUUACUGAGCGCAACAGCCGCAACAAGCCCAACCCAGGCGAGUGCCUGCGCCUCGUGGUCGAAGACCGAGUCCGCUGCGGCGCCACCGGCCGAGUCCGCUACACGAGGCGCACCGAACAACAUGUUCCGCUGCCCGUGCCUCUAGCUGAAGCGACCAAUUUGGAUGCGGUUAGAGCGAGCGAGCAGAAGAGGAGUGAGGCUGAAGCUAAAGGACAGCAUUUCGACCCAUCACAAAUCGUCCGGCCGCACAUCCCGUUCCAGGCGUGUCUAGCCAGCUUCCUGCGCGAGGAGGCUGUGGAGCAGUUCUACAGCACCGCCGCCGACGACAAGGUCACCGCGCACAAAAUAACCCGUCUGGCGACGUUCCCCGACUACCUGCUGGUGCAGCUGAAGAAGUUCACCAUCAAGGAGGACUGGACGCCCGCCAAGCUCGACGUCAGCGUCGACAUGCCGUGGGAGGUGGACCUAAGCUGCCUGCGCGGGCACGGGCAGCAGCCGGGCGAAGAAUUACUUCCAGAGAGCGCGCCGGCCGAGCAGCCGCCGCCGACGUUCGACGAGGCGCUCCUGGCCGAGCUGUUGGACAUGGGCUUUCCACUAGAAGCUUGCAAGAAGGCUCUCUACUUCAGCAACAACGGCGGGCUGGAGGCGGCGUCGCACUGGCUCAUGGAGCACAUGACCGACUGGGACUUCGGACACCCCUUCCAGCCGCCCGCCGCCGCCGCCGGCGCCGCAGCCGCCACCGCCAACAUCGACGAGACCAGCAUAUCCCAGAUCAUGGGCAUGGGCUUCACCCGGCCGCAAGCGCUCAAGGCGCUCUCCGCCACCGGCGGCGCCGUGGACCGCGCCGUGGACUGGAUCUUCAGCCACGCGGAUGAACUGGACGCUCCGGAUGCGGCGCCGCCGGCCGCUGAUCCGGCGCUAGGGUGCAGGGAUGGGCCGGAGAAGUACAAGCUGGUGGCGUUCAUCUCGCACAUGGGCACGUCGUCCACGGUGGGCCACUACGUGUGCCACGUGCUGCACGACGGCCGCUGGGUCAUCUUCAACGAUGAGAAGGUGGCGCUCUCCGAGAACCCGCCCAAGGAUCUCGGCUACCUGUAUCUAUACGAGCGACUGUGAUAGACGUACUUAGACCUAUGAGGACCGACUUGUACCAAAUAACGCUGGCGGGAAUGUGCGGUUAGCAAAAGUUAUAGGACACUGACUUGAGCCCUAGACUAAUGAUAAAGAAAACGAUAAUUAAUUUUACCUGACUAAACAACUAUGCUAUUGAAAAAAUAAAGUUUCCUACAUCAGUUAUCGCUUGAGAAUUUUUCCGGGGCUCCUGUAGUGUGAAUAGGAUAUUAAACAUGUUAACUCAUUGGAUAGCCUUCAUCUAAUACAUUUAUUGUAGAUUCUCAUAUGUAAGUGGCUAAUUAGUACAUAUCUUUUUGCUGACUGUGCAUGCUGAGAGACUGGAAUGAGUAUGUUUAUUGUACACAUGGUGUUUUAAUAUAAACUACUUUUUAGAAAGUAUUUAUUUCAUAGAUAAAAGUAUUUAAAGAUUUUCAAUAUUAGAAAAAUGAAAUUGUUACUUGUGUAAUUUAUAAUGAUAGGAAUGUAUUUUUUUCACUAAAUUGUUGCAUUUUAGUUGUAUUUAUUGAAUCUUUAGUGGUCUAAAAGCAAUUAUGUGCAUUUAAGUUGUGACAAUAUUGUAUUUUAUACUAAGACUUAACAUGAUAAGCAAGUGGUGGAAUCAAUGUGUUUUCUGUCUAUUACUGCUAAGUUGAACUCAAUUUCGUCAUGUUAAGGCAACGAAGACUUAAAAAUAAAUUAUUACUGAAGUGCUCUCUGGUA